AUUUUGGGAAUUAUCCAGUGCUUUUUUUCCCUGUGGGGAUGCAGGGGGACGCAGACCCCUAAACGUUUUGUGAAUCUAAGUUUGGCCUCAUUGAGGGGCAGUAUUUCAAUAUGAGUAGGAAAAGGAGAGAACAGUUUCAGGUUAAGAACGGACCUCCAGAACGAAUUAAGUACGUAACCCGAGGUGCCACUGUAAUGGGGAAGGAGGUUUUCCACCACUUUCAGACCACAUACAAAGUCUGUCUUGGGAGAAGUUAAAAAUAGGUAGUUUGCUACUUUGUUCUUUGGAUUCCUGCAGUUGAGCUUCUGGAUCAAUCUUUGAGGCAACCCAAUUUCUACGCAGCGUCGGGGGCAAAGCUAGACUAAUAUGACCCAUUGAUUUCACUAGGGAUAGUCCACCAAACCAAGUAGAGUGGUACCUCGGGUUACAUACACCUCAAGUUACAGACUCCGCAAACCCAGAAACAGUGCUUCAGGUUAAGAACUUUGCUUCAGAAUAAGAACAGAAAUCGUGCUCCGGCGGCGCAGCAGCAGCAGGAGGCCCCAUUAGCUAAAGUGGUGCUUCAGGUUAAGAACGGACCUCCGGGACGAAUGAAGUACGUAACCCGAGGUACCACUGUACAGCCUUGUCGCCCUCCUUUCCCGAUCCGUUGUUCCCUAUCCAGUUCUGCCUGCAGCUGCUUUCUCAGGAGACAGGCGGGCGUCCUCCUCCUCGCGAGUAAACCCGGCACCUGCGCGCCGACGGAGGAGGAGGAGGCGGGCCUGUCGGCGGCGGCCCUGGAGCCUCUUCCCCGGCAGCCCGCCCGCCAUUCAGCCUCCCAGGCCGGCGACGCCCAUCGCUCCUCCUCCUCCUCCUUCUCCGCUCCGCUUCUGACCUUCCUUCCCUCCGAGGCGCGUUUCGUAAGCGGGGAGCCGGGCCUUCUUUCCGCGGGGCCAUGGCUGCAGCUGCCGGUGAGUGCCUCAGCUCGGCCGGGCCUAGUCCGCGCCCCGCGCCGCGCCUUCGCCCUUGCCCGGCCUCGGAGCCGGGAAGACCCGGGGAGCCCGGGCGACCUUGGCGCCCGCCUCUCAGCCUCGCCUCCCUGGAGGAAAAAGGGGAGAGAAAUGCAAAGUAGUCUGGGCAUAACGUACUCCAGUGGGUGAGAGGAGUAAGAAUGUAGUGGCAAAUAUGGAUUAAUACAUUAAUAAAGUAUUGGUAAAUAUUGAUUAGGGAGGUGGGUGGUGCUGUGGGUUAAAUGCCCUCCCACCAGAUGUCAAAGAGAACAACAACCACCAGACUUUUAGAAGACAUCUGAAGGCAGCCCUGUUUAGGGAAGUUUUUAAUGUUUGAUGUAUUACAGUAUUUUAAUAAUUUUUUGGGAAGCCACCCAGAGUGGCUGGGGAAGCCCAGCCAGAUGGGCAGGGUAUAACUAAAUUAUUAUUAUUAUUAUUAUUAUUAUUAAACCGCAGAGCCUAGGGCUUGCCGAUCGGAAGGUCGGCGGUUCGAAUCCCCGCGACAGGGUGAGCUCCCGUUGCCCGGUCUCAGCUCCUGCCCACCUAGCAGUUCGAAAGCACGUCAAAGUGCAAGUAGAUAAAUAGGUACCACUCCGGCGGGAAGGUAAACGGCGUUUCCGUGCGCUGCUCUGGUUCGCCAGAAGCGGCUUAGUCAUGCUGGCCACAUGACUUGGAAGCUGUACGCCGGCUCCCUUGGCCAAUAAAGCGAGAUGAGCGCCACAACCCCAGAGUCGGCCACGACUGGACCUAAUGGUCAGGGGUCCCUGUACCUUUACCUAAAUAGUGAUUUAUGUUUGACUUAUGGCAGGCCAAAUACUUCAUCAUUAAAAAUGUUUUAAGGGCACCUGACCAACUCUUAACUAGCUUGGAAAACCUAGUCUGUGGCUCAUUUUUGACACUUUGAAAAAUGUGUGGCCUUUUCUGCUUUCUCUUCUUAGUGUUUUGAACAAUCCACUAGAUAUUUAUGACUUAAAUGUGAGAUGGCUACUGAAUAGGUUUGAGUACCCAAAACCAUAUCUUUUCCAGUUGUGACCCUAUGGAACCUAUCAGGGUAUCUUCUGAUGAGCUUUCUCCCCCACGGGAUUUUGUUGCUGUCGCUCUUAUUAAAUUUCCCAAAAAGAAACAAAAGCAAAUGCAGUCAGAGGAUACUCAAGGGUAACAGGUCAUCCUUGGUGAGCACAAAAUUUGGCACCCCCCCCAAAAUAGGUCAUUGUUCUUCCUACUGCUUUGUGUCCCCUCAGCUUGGCGCCUGCUGUGGGAGAACUGCCUGCACCAUCUUGAAUCCGGCGCUGUCGUACUUCUACCAGCACAUCUUGCAGAGUUCAGUGGUGCUUUCCCUCUUAAAUUCACUGUUUUGCUCAAGGACCUGAAGCCAAGAGUAGGGUCUUCUGCGUCAUGUUACGUUUCUCUCUUUAUGUUGCAACUUUUUCUAACAUGUCACCUUUCUCCCCUCCCACCCCCCCUCCUCCCAGGCGUAGUUGUUAGGAUUUUGGACAAACGUCUUCCUUCUGCUCUGCGUGCAAGUGGAGGACCAUGCCGGUUCGUGAACAGGAGGAUGUGCAGCAAAACCCAAGCAGAGAAUGUGCAGAAGCCGAAACCCCAGGCUUCAGGUAAACCAGUGCUUAUCUCCGUGCUUGAUUGGUAAUAUGGUGUUUCACGCAAUCUGCUCCCCAAGUAUUUGUGUGUAGUGUAGUAGCCUUACCCUUUGUGUAAAUAACUGCUUUUUGAUGACCCGUCAUUGACUACUAUGUACAAAUUCAUUUCUUUCUUUUCUGCCAUGUUUGGUCGUUCUGGAAAGAACUGGGCAUAUAACUAUAGGUUCCAGCAGCGUGCCUGGAAAUCCAACAUGUGUAUUUGCAUGUGACUGCCUCUGGUGCUGAUUGGUAGUUUUUAAAUUGUUUUAUAUGCAUGCCCCAAAUCAGAUUUCUUUUUCCAGUAUCUGAAAGAAUGGUGGCAUAUCCACAAGUGUGCAUGUAGCCCAUUAACACUGAAGGAAAAGGUAUAGCGCAAUGGGAAGUAGUUGUUGACUGGAAAUUAGGACAGUGAAUGAACGGCAUGCAUCUUCUGUAUUGAGGAUCUUACUUUCUUCGUUAAAUUUGUGCAAUUUAAAAAUGAGGAAGUAGAUCCAUGUACAUUGUAUGCAAUGUGUGUGCUAGCUUUACCUUCAUGUGGUGACUUGCUGUUUGAUUUCCUUUCCCUAUAAACUUUUGACUAACCUUCCUUUCUAUGGCUAUGUUUGCUUAACUAUGUAUGCUACCAUAUUUUGCAUGCCAAAGUCCGUAUGUGAGACUUGCUGCAAUCAGGCCUUGUCUGUCUAAAGGGUUUUGGUGACUAAGGCUGCAAUCCUAACCCAAUUUAUCUGGGAGUAAGCCCUACUUCUGAGUUGACAGGCAGCCACUAAGGCAGGCAUCCCCAAACUCGGCCCUCCAGAUGUUUUGAGACUACAAUCCCCAUCAUCCCUGACCACUGGUCCUGUUAGCUAGGGAUGAUGGGAGUUGUAGUCCCAAAACAUGUGGAGGGCCGAGUUUGGUGAUGCCCUCACUAAGGACUUGGAAGUGGUUGAUCAUUAGUAAAUGAAGGUGUCUUUGUGUAGGAAGGUGGAUGGCUUGAAGAUACCUCAGCCCAUAUUUUCUGAACUUGUUACUGUCUAGAAGCAUUAAAUCCUUUAAUCCCCAUUUGCACCUUUGCCUUUCCCACUGUUUAGCAUUUGGGACCAACUGUCCCCCCACCACACACUUUUUUUUUGGUAGAUAGACACUCAUGAAUAGGGAAUGGGACAUGAUUGUUGUGUUCAAAUAUACUGGUUGGUAUGAGCUGAAGAAUUUUCACCUUCUUAUCAGCAGUCUGAAACGCAGAUAGCUUGCUACUGGUAUUUUAAGCUCCUAAACCCCCAUGGUCAAAACUCUAAUUCUUUAAUCAUUCAGAAGUGGCUCAGUGUGCAAAGUGUUUUAUCUACAUGCAGAAAAAAACCCACAGGGCUCAAAACCAUAGUUGGUAGGAUCAGGGCUAGUAAUAAGUAGAGCUAGCCUACACUCUUGCAGACAUGUACAUACAUGACACCCCCCCCCCGUGCAGAGGAGACCGGCGCCAUCCUUCUAUCUCUCCUGCACACAGCUGAGAAGAGGGUGAUCCAGAGUCCCAGGACUUACUACGCUGCUGGCUUGUUUCCCGAUCAGCAGAGUGGGGAGAGAUUGUGUAAUCCCAGCUCGUAACUCUCCUCUGCCACUGCUAAGAUGACCAGGAAUAGCUGAGCAGUGGAUAAAAGGGGAGAGUUUCUGGUACCUUGAGGUGGCAGCUCCUAAUGAAACCAAGUUCCCUUCCCCUCUCUUUCCCCAACAGGAAAGGUCAGGGACAAGAUAAGCAAACUAGGCUGAAGCUAGCUGGAUUGGCUUUUGUAUUGGUCACUGAGAAAGGGAAUCCACUUCCUCUUCAGCCAAUAAUAAUAAUAAUAAUAAUAAUAAUAAUAAUAAUAAUAAAAAUUUAUUUAUACCCUGCCCAUCUGGCUGAGUUUCCCCAGCCACUCUGGGCGGCUUCCAAUCAAGUGUUAAAAACAAUACAGCAUUAAAUAUUAAAAACUUCUCUAAACAGGGCUGCCUUCAGAUGUCUUUUAAAAAGAAGAUAGCUGCUUAUUUCCUUCACAUCUGAAGGGAGGGCGUUCCACAGGACGGGGGCCACUACUGAGAAGGCCCUCUGCCUGGUUCCCUGUAGCUUGGCUUCUCGCAGCAAGGGAACCGCCAGAAGGCCCUCGGCGCUGGACCUCAGUGUCCGGGCUGAACGAUGGGGGUGGUGACGCUCCUUCAGGUAUACAGGACCGAGGCCGUUUAGGGCUUUCAAGGUCAGCACCAACACUUUGAAUUGUGCUUGGAAACUCAGCACAGAGCUGAUCAGGCUGGUGAAGCAAUGACAGAGUGCUCUGCUUUGCCAUCCUGAUUGGUGGAGCAGGGAUACUGAGCAGAGUCCAGAUGAAGGCCUGAGGGGGCCAGUGGCUCCCCAUACCUCAAGUAAUUGGCUGUGCUGCGAGUGAUCGCUAUCUCGAUUCCACCUUCUGGAUAAGGCGUUUGGUUCUCAAGCACUGCAUUUUCUCUCCCCUGCUUUCUACAGCCUCUUUCAAAGUUCCAGGACACAAGCCCAGUGACUGGGACAAGAAGUUGUUGCUAUGGACGGGCCGUUUCAAGAAAGAAGAGGAUAUACCAGAAACAGUGUCGUAAGUUUGAGUUUCACAAACCAAGCAUUUAAAAAACUGCUUUAAACUGUACUUCCAGUGUAGCUGAAAUGACUCCAUAUUUGACUCCAGUAAUUAUUUCAUGCUAAAGCUGGCAUAUGCCCUUCGCAAAGGAAUAAAGAUACAGUGGUGCCUUGCAAGACGAAUGCCUCGCAAGACGAAAAACGCGCAAGACGAAAGAGUUUUCCGUUUUUUGAGUCGUUCCGCAAGACGAAUUUCCCUAUGGGCUUGCUUCGCAAGACAAAACGCCUUGCGAGUUCUUGCGAGUUUGUUUCCUUUUUCUUAAAGCCGCUAAGCCGUUAAUAGCCGCUAAGCCGCUAAUAGCCGUGCUUCGCAAGACGAAAAAACCGCAAGACGAAGAGACUCGUGGAAUGGAUUAAUUUCGUCUUGCGAGGCACCACUGUAAUACUCUUUUCUCUCCACAACCCAUUUUUUUUUAAUCAGUGAAAUGCAGAUAGCUGUUACAGCAAGAUGUUCAAAUUAUUAUUGGCUGCGUUCACACACAACACAAUAAGUCAUGGCUUGUUUUAACCACGUCUUGUUCAACAAACCAUAGGUUGUCUCAUAGGCAGGAAAGCAAGUCGCAGCUUGUGUCUUCAGCUUGUUUUCCAGCUACUCUUGCCUCGCACAUCUGUAGCUUGGUGAAGGAUAGGGGAACUAUACAGAGUGUGGCGAAGCAAGACACUUUGGUUUGAACAUAACGCUAAACAGUGGAUCUUGUAAGUUAACAACAAAUAUUGGCUCCGCAUUAUGGUUUGUUGCUCGAAAACAGACCUUGGUUAGUUUGGGUUGGGUGUGGAUGUUCAAACAAGCCAUACUCUGGGAAAGCAAACCACGGCUUAGCAUUAAGCACAAACCAGGCUAAAAUUGCCAUUUGCAUAAUUCUGGUUGUAAUUCUUGGUAAUAUUCAGAGAAUCCAGAAUAUUUUAUAAAAGAUGAGUGAUCGCGGGUAUGUGGAUUAGGAGGUGUAAUGUGGCUUGGCUACAUUUUAAUCCCAUCACAAGUAGUCGUGUGCAAGCUCUGAUUGAGGGUUCUGAAAUUCUCCUUGGAGACAGGCAGGCAAAGAAGGAUCAACUUGUGUGCUGUCUACCUCUGCUUAUUUCUUUGUCUUUCCCUCUGCCAAUGUCUAGAAAUCCAGUUUGUUACACAGAGUUGAACAGAGGCAACCUAUUUUUUCACUGCGUCAUGUGAUGAGCAUAAGGUGUAGGCUGGUUUUUAGGUCUGAGCCCCUUGAGCACUGUCCAUCUUGGGGUUCUGAGCUUUCAGUAGAUACAGGCUGGAUAAAAUUGGUGUUCAUCUGACCUGUAUCAAAGCCUUUUCCAGCCUUAUGAAGACUAUGUUAGUUUUACAUGAAGCAGUGAAGCAUUUCAGAGAGCCUCACCGUCCUGUGCUGCUUGGGUCUGUGUGCUAUUUGACUACAUGUCUCAAGGAAAUCCUAUCAGCAAAGAAUAUUAUUGAGCUUGCAGAGUGCUUUUGUAGCUUCCUAUCAUAUGUUCUUUGUAGUAGUAGUCACCCAGUGUGAAAAAUAGUAGCGUAGGGCCUCUGCAAGGCUGAUCAAGGGAUCCAGACACUCAAAGCUUGCUGCUUGUUUUCAGCUGUGUCGAAGAGCAAAGCAAUCGGCAGCAGCUGCCAGAAGCAACUGACUUUGAACUGUGAUUACAUUAUCAGUUCUGUUUCCAGAAGUUACUGACUCUGUCAUGCAUGUUACUGAUUCCACCAAUUAACUACUCAAACGGCAAACUCUUAAUGAAAUUGUAGAAACAGGCACAACGACAGAUUCGGGCAGAAUACAGUGGCACCUCGGGUUACAUACGCUUCAGGUUACACACACGUCACGUUACAGACUCCGCCAACCCAGAAAUACUACCUCGGGUUCAGAACUUUGCUUCAGGAUGAGAACAGAAAUCGUGCUCUGGUGGCGUGGCAGCAGUGGGAGGCCCCUUUAGCUAAAGUGGUGCUUCAGGUUAAGAACAGUUUCAGGUUAAGUACGGACCUCUGGAACGAAUUAAGUACUUAACCCGAGGUACCACUGUAGAUUGCACAAAGCUUCCCAGGCUUUUGUGUUAGCUCUUCCUUGAUACAGUUCUGGAGCAAGAAUUAUUUCGCAGAUGGGCUUUUAGUGUUGAGUUCUUAAAAAGCUGCGAAGCAGAUUUUGUGGGAACCCUGUUAGGUUUAUAGUGAGGGUGCUGAAGCACUAACCCAAAUAUUCUGAGAUUUUGUCAGCUGUUUGCUUAUUAUCUUAUUGAACAUUUUUUCACACUGUUGACAGAGGUGAUGACUACAUGUUGGCUUGGAAAGGCAACAUUAGAAAUGUUUCCUCUCAUAGGUUCUUUCCAGCUUUGACUUAAUUGUGGUAGCAAGUUCCACAGUUUAACUAUGUGCUGUGUGAAGAGGUUUGGCCAAAAUAUUUCACCGUCCAGCUUCAUUGGAUGACUCCGAGCUCUAGAACCCUGGAGGACCCUUCUCUCUAGAACCCAGGUAAGAGUCUAGAACUCUGGGUUCUAGAGAGAAAAGUAUCUCUGUACCCACGUUUUUCUUUCUGUGCAUCAUUUUACAUAGCGUGGUGUUCCCUUUUACUUUUUUUUCCAAACUAAAAAGCCCCAAAUGUUGUAACCUUUGCUCAUUUUGAUUGCCAUCUUCUCAACCUUUUCCAGCUUUACAAGAUCCUUUUGUGGGGUGAGGAGACCAGAAAUGUAGACAGUUCAGUCACACCAUUGAUUUGUACAAUGGUACUGGCUGUUUUAUUUUCAGCUCCUUUUCUCAUGACUCCUAGCAUGGAAUUCACCUUCCUCACAGCUGCCACAAAUUGGGUUAUCUGCCAUGACCCAAGAACCUUUUUGUAGUGACUGCCAGCUUAGAUCCUGUCAGUUAGAUAGAUCCCUCUGGUGAAGGUGAGGGCUGCUGCUGUUGUUUCGCCCCAGUAUAAAUCACUUUUCACUUGCUUACAUUGUAUGGCAUUUUUCAUUUGCCCCUUCACUCAGACCUUCUCAAGCUCCUCUGUGUCAUUAGUUGUUGAUAGAUCAUAUGGGGACAUCCUUGCACACCGGGAAUCGGGUUGUGUUGGCCUUUCUAUUAUGGCUGCCGAGUGACGACACUGUCUUUAAUAUGGAAUAAGCCAUGGAAGAGAGACACAUCCAUCAGGAGGGGACCAUACUGACAUUUCUUCACUGUCAGAAGAUCUCUUUUCUUCAGAAGUCCCACACUGUCUUUCUCUCUGCCUGGUCAGGUCCAUUCAAGGGUUGAUUUUAGGAGUGGUCUGCAUCAUGCAAGUAUUCCUUUCCCCUUCUCCUUACCUUGCUUUGCAGCAUCUGUGUGAAGAUUAAGCUCCUGAGCACUUGGCUCCCCCUGCUCCUAGUGCCUGCUAGUUUUUCUCCCUCCCUCAGAAGAGAAGGGACCUGUUGGUCCUUUUGAAGGUCAGAGUUGUGCCCUACCUGCAUGCCUCCUAAUUCUGGUCUCCUGGUCUAAGGACUUCAAAAGCAGCCAAGCAGGACUGGGCCAAGCCAGCGGUUCUGCCUGAAUAAGAAAAAAAUCCGGACACUUUUAACCCAAGCUCUAGGGCAGGGGUUGGCAACUUGCGGCCCAUGGGCCACAGGUGGCCCUCGGGGGUCAUUUAAACGGCUCCAGAGCCGCCCCUGAACCAAGCUGCCUUCACGGUGAGCCCCUGCGCACUGUGCUAAACCGGUGCAGCGCGGAGCGGGGACUUGCUUCCGCAGUGCUAGAAAUCAUGUUUGCUCAUGCGCAGACGCCAAAAAUCGCGUCUGCACAGAUGCGAUCUGGCCCAUGGAGCCAUCUCCGUGGGAGUGAACCAGCCCAGGCAAGGUAAACCUUGCCGGCCCCUGCUCUAGGGGUUAUGUAGUCCCCAGAAUGGUACAAUAAUGGGUUUUGCCUUAUGGCUUGUUGUUGUUGUUUAGUCGUUUAGUCAUGUCCGCCUCUUCGUGACCCCCUGGACCAGAGCACGCCAGGCACUCCUCCUGCCUUCCACUGCCUCCCGCAGUUUGGUCAGACUCAUCCUGGUAGCUUUGAGAACACUGUCCAACCAUCUCAUCCUCUGUCAUCCCCUUCUCCUUGUGCCCUCCAUCUUUCCCAACAUCAGGGUCUUUUCCAGGGAGUCUUCUCUUCUCCUGAGGUGGCCAAAGUAGUGGAGCCUCAGCUUCAGGAUCUGUCCUUCCAGUGAGCACUCAGAAUGGAUAGGUUUGAUCUUCUUGCAGUCCAUGGGACUCUCAAGAGACUCCUCCAGCACCAGAAUUCAAAAGCAUCAAUUCUUCGGCGAUCAGCCUUCUUUAUGGUCCAGCUCUCACUUCCAUACAUCACUCUAUGGACUUGCGUACAAAACUCCAUGGACAAACACAACAGGCCUUAUGGCUUAGCAGCCUUUAACUAGAUUCUUCCUUUGAUUUCCCCCCAUUAACAAGAUGGUCAAGGCAGUGGAAGCAGCUAUGGCUUGACAAUGCUAAUCCACGACAAUUAAUUUAGGAUAAUUCAUUCUUUAAAGGUUUGAGAUGGUUGACGCGGCGAGGAACAAGAUGCGUGUGAAGAUCAGCUACGUAAUGAUUGCCUUGACAAUCAUGGGCUGCAUAUUGAUGGUCGUUCUGGGGAAGCGGGUGAGUACAAAAGAGCGAAGAGGUUGGCAACAGCGUGGGGGGAAAGAGCUAAAGGACCAGCCUAAUCUCUCAGGAAAAGCAAUUAAAUUGUGGGAAUACAGCAGCAGGGAAAAUGUGGGUGGUUGUAUUCUUAAUAAAGUAAAUGGAAGGAUAAACUAUAGUUUACCUAAGAGAUGGGGGGAGGGAGAGAGGAAGAAAGAGGGAAUUAGAAUCAAAGUCAGGGUAGGAUAGGCACGAGAAUGGGAAUUUCCCCAAAUGUGGAAUUCAGUGCAUUAUCAACAGUUUAUGUCAAUAGCUCUGUGGGAGAUUGCUUAUAGUUUUCAUAAAAAAUAUACCGUAUUUUUCACUCUAUCGGACGCACUUUUCCCCCUCCAAAAAUAAAGGGGAAAUGUGUGUGCAUCCUAUGCAGGCUCCUUGGCUUCAGCGAUAGCAACGCGAAGCCUCCAAAGCGCAGAGGGAGCACUCCCUCCGCGCUCCGGAGGCUACGCAUUGCUUUCCCUGAAGCCUGGAGAGCAAGAGGGGUCAGUGAGUACCGACCCCUCUCGCUCUCCAGCCUUCAGGGAUAGCUGCCUGAAGCCUUUGGAGCACAGCGGGACCUUGCGCUGGAGUGGUUGCGCGCGGCUAAAGAGGAAGCCAAGACAGCCAGCGGGAUGGAUCCCGCUCGCUGUCUUGGCUUCUUUGCUCUUUGGGGCUGGGGGAGGGGAAUAAGAUUUUUUUUCUUGAUUCCCCCCCUAAAAACUAGGUGCGCCUUAUGGAGCGAAAAAUACGGUACUGUAAUGUUAGCUGGAAACUGCAAUAUGGAGAGGGAUUGAAAUGGCCCCCCACUGGCAGACAGGAUUAUAGCAUCAUGUUUGGCACCUCCAUUUCUUGAUGCUUAGUUACUCUUUUCUGCCUUUUCUUGAAAGCUCUGCUAUUAUCUGUUAGGCUCUUAAGGUGAGCAGGAGAGGAUAUAUAUAGGGGCUCUUCGUCCUGUUAUCAUUACUUGUUUCCUGAAAUAAAGAAAUUAACCUGUCUGACAUAGAACCAAACAGUCUGGGUUCAAGUCUUGUAGUCUUUCAAGUAGUGCGCAGUCUUCCAUUGAGUGGUCAUUUCACAAGUCCUGGAGUCUAAAAAGCCUUUCAAGUCUUCAUACAGCAAACCCGCAACUUACUUAUGGGUUACAUUCCAGGAAUCACACCUAAAGCCAAAAUAAUGUAUAGUCACAUGGUUACUUUCCUUGCAUGCUUCUGUGGUCUCUUCUUUGCUGCAGGCUGUGGAGAGGCACGAAUCCCUGACGAGCCAGAAUCUGGAGAAAAAAGCUCGCUGGAGAGAGGAGGCUGCUCAGAGUGUCUCUGCCAAACCAUAGUCAAGAGGAAGGACAAUACUUCAGAAGGCACAAGAUAUAUAUCUUUUAAUUAUAGAGGAGGAGGAGGGGCUGGAGGGAAGGCAUAUUCAUUAGUCAAGGGUUGCUUCCGAGCUUCCAGAAAAUAAAAUUAUUUUGUGGUAAUCCUAUGAAGAUUUCAUAUUUUGCUAGUAUCCAGUAACUAUCCAGUUUCAAAGAAAGCUAAAUACAGUAUCCAAUUCCGUUCAGUUACUGUAUGUAUUAAAAUAUUCAUUGCACCUUCUGUAUUGGUCGAUAGGCUUGUUGAAGCAAGGUAUUGAAUUCACCUUGAGUGACUAAUAGCAUACAUAGGAAUCUCUCUCUCUCUCUCUCUCUCCACACACACAUACACGGUGGUAGCACAGAUAGCUUAAUGGUAUGUGACCUAACGCUUUGAAACAGCAGUAAUGGAAUGUAGACGCUACCGCUUGCUCUCAUAUCAUCUACCAGCCGUGAAUGUUUUGGGAUGCUAAUAUCUGUAAUAAUUCUGGUUUUCUGUUCUGUUGAUAUCAUCCUAAAACCUUUGAUUCUAAACUUCAUAAUUUCUGGCAUCUUCAUUAUUUCAGGAUAUAACUGGCAUAUGUCAUUCAGCUCCAGUGCAGAACAAGUGCUCAGAACACAAAACUCAUACAUCGAAGUUGACAUGGCGCCCAAUUCAAAAGUCUUUGGUAAACACAGGGAAGUUCGGAGGUCAGAAAGUCUGGCUAUGCAUGAAUAGACAAGCCUUUGCCCUGAGGAUCAUGCACUCUAAAUCCAACACAGAGGAUAGCACUAAAAGGAGGUACUCUUCAGGACUUCAAUCCUAUACCCACUUACAUGGGCGUGAUACCCUAAUGGCUUCAAGGAAGUAUUCACAAUUUUGGGGAUAAAAUGGUGGUGUGUGGAACCCACAGGAAAAUUGGCAAGGGUCCUUGGAACACUUUCCUAACACUACUCUCUGGGAUCAGUUGCUGACGUAGGAACAGAAACACAAUAAAAGUGUGUUCCUGGUACCUAGCAAUCUCCUUAAAACUGGCAUCAAAAGCUGCAGAAAAUUGCUUAUACGGUCAUACCUUGAUUCUCAAAUGUAAUUGGUUCCAGAAUUCCGUUCGACUUCUGAAAACAUUCGAAAACCAAGGUGUGGCUUCCAGUUGGCUGCAGGAGCUUCCUGCGCUCAGUUGGAAGCAGCGUUGGGAUGUUCAGCUUCCAAAAGACAUUCACAAACUGGAACACUCACUUCCGGGGUUGCAGCGUUUGGGAGCCAAAACGUAUGAGUACCAAGAAGUUCGAGAACCAAGGUACAACUGUAUUCAAAGUCACUCUUCCCUGGCCUUAGUCUGAAUAAGGCCAUUUCCAAAAACCAGGCUUGGACCCACAUUGAAAUGGGCCAACAUAAUCGUCCUCCACGAUUACCUCCAGUUGCUCAAGCUGUUACCCUCUUGACUAAUAAUGGGGCAUUUGCAACUUGUCAGUCACCAUUGGGUCCAGGUUUGACUUCUUUAAGAAAUGGGUGCACUAAUCAUGCCUCUCUCUAAGAGCAACAGAGUCCACAAAACAGUGCUAGGCAUAAGAUGCCACAACCGUUGCAUUAAGAUCAUUCCAAAGACAAGUGUCUUCAUCCUCGAAAGUGCUGCCCAAACAUGUCAAAGUGGGACUUGGAUAGAUCCAGUAGCAUGACCUCCAGGGUCAGCAGCGGCCAUAUGGCUACUUGAUGCAGUGGAGGCAGUGCAGUAUGACCUUGCAGUGCUCACCACCACAUGGUAGGUGCAAUUAUGCACUCAAACCAGUGUUCAUUAUACAGUGGUACCUCGGGAUGCAAACGGGAUCCGUUCUGGAGCCCCGUUCACAUCCUGAACAGAACAUAAAACGCAUCUGCGCGGGUUGCGUUUUGCCGCUUCCGCGCAUGCACAUGAUGUAAUUUUGACCAUCUGUGCAUGCGCGAGUGGUGAAACCCAGAAGUAACACACUCCGUUACUUCCAGGUCGCCGCGGAGUGCAACCCGAAAAUACUUAUCCUGAAACAUAUUUAUCCCGAGGUAUGACUGUAGCAGUUUAGGUAAAUAAUCCCAUGUAGGUAAGAAACAGCUACAGCAAAGAUGUAGCACAAACCACUCUUUCAGUUUGGGUCUACUUAGCCUUGCCACCAUGCAUAGGUAAAGGGACCCCUGACCGUUAGGUCCAGUCGUGGCCGACUCUGGGGUUGUGGCGCUCAUCUCGCUUUACUGGCCGAGGGAGCUGGCGUACAGCUUCCGGGUCAUGUGGCCAGCAUGACUAAGCCGCUUCUGGCGAACCAGAGCAGCGCACAGAAACACCGUUGACCUUCCCGCCGGAGCGGUACCUAUUUAUCUACUUGCACUUGGACAUGCUUUCAAACUGCUAGGUUGGCAGGAGCAGGGAUCGAGCAAUGGGAGCUCACCCCGUCGCGAGGAUUCGAACCUCCGGCCUUCUGAUCGGCAAGUCCUAGGCUCUGUAGUUUAACCCACAGCGCCACCCGCGUCCCUUGCAUACUAGUGCUCAAAUGACACAGGCUUUCUGUUGUUGAAAAGUUGUGAUAUGAUUUGGCAAAAACAGAGACGCCAAGGGAAGGGGUUAUGGAUCAUUAGUGGCCCCUCACCCGUCUUUUCCCCAUAAAGCACUGUGCAUAGAAGCACACACAGCAUAGAAACAUAGAACUGUAGAGUUGGAAGGGGCCACAAAGGUCAUCUAGUCCAACCCCCUGCAAUGCAGGAAACGUUUGCCCAAUGUAGGGUGUGAAUCCACAAUCUUGAGAUUAAGGCCAAGUAAAAGUGGGGUUGUAUGGAGUGCAGGUUGUAAAAAGCACAAUUUGUUAUGUUGCCCAUCACUGCUGAUCACAAGGCAUGCCUUGGUCUGUAAUUUACUAGCUUUGUGGAGCUUGAGCCAACAUGAGAUGACCUUUAACCAGCCAGGUUUUUAAAAAUAAUGGAAUAAAUUACGUAAUUCAGGAGGUCUCUUAUCUCUCCUCCCACCCCAUCCCCCACCUACUGGUUGUCAAAAAAAUCUACUGAUGCCUUAUGCAGACAACAUGAGCCUUAUUCCAUUUUCCCAAUGAUUAUUAUUGUUCUUAGCAUUUGUUUGCUGUUUCAUGCAAAAAAAAAGGGGGGUGUCUCCAAGCAACUUAAAAUGAUAAAACAGAAACAGGUAAAAUUAAUUAGAAACCACAUUGAGAAAAGAAACAUAAUACACAAAGAUUCUUAAAAGUGCUCAUCCAGCAACACAAAUGUACCCCCCUCCCUUGUCCCCAUCACAGGAUAGGCUAAAAUAGCACACAAAUGUUUUUCCUGAAGUGUAGGUAAUCCAGAUACUUUAUGAAAUAUUAAUUGUGCAUUGUAGAAAUGUUUUUUAUUGUGCAUUUUUGGUCUCAUUUUAUCUUGCACACUGCUCUGAUGGCUUGUGAUUUAUAAAUAAUCUGAAUCAAUAAUUUAUAAAAAUGUAAAAUAAAAAGGGGGAGGAGGGGAGAAUGUUCCAUCACACCUGUGUAAUAUUUACCUUAGUGUUACAUUGAAUACAACCUUUUUUCAAGAGAUCUAUGUUAUUCCACUGGUGGAUCAGGACUAGACACCAACUUCAACUCUGGGGUGCACUAUUGCCACUACAGGAAUAUUUUAAAGAAAAGCCUUGAGCCACUAAUUGCUCAUUAACCCACUUGAUAUAGAGUUCUUCUGAAGAUAAAAAUGGCAGAGGAGAACUCCAUGCAUUGAAUAACCAUGUAAGAUGCAUAGAAUUAAAAAUAAAAAAGGCCCACUUCCUAGGGCAGAGGAUGUUACUCUCAGUAGUAGCCUGUUAUUUUCAAGGGCAAUAUAUCUGAACUCGCCUGGUU
This is a messenger RNA of Podarcis lilfordi (Lilford's wall lizard), 14988 nucleotides long. Lineage: Eukaryota; Metazoa; Chordata; Lepidosauria; Squamata; Lacertidae. The record is from the annotation of a GenBank genome assembly.